Messenger RNA from Acanthoscelides obtectus, 449 nucleotides. The record is from the annotation of a GenBank genome assembly. Lineage: Eukaryota; Metazoa; Arthropoda; Insecta; Coleoptera; Chrysomelidae.
AGAAGGAUAAUGAUGGCAUCAUGGUUCCUGCCUCCCCACCUUCGUCAUCUCUGGCCAGCCCUUCUGUUACCCCAGCUCCUGCCUCCAACCAUCAUACUGCUUCUGGUCCUGGUCAAAGACCACUCAACAAGCCUCCGCCGAAGAAAAUGAAAAGAAAAGACCAGGCUGUAGCCGAAUUGCUUAAGGCGAGACAGGAGGACCGAGAGCAAUUUGCGCACAUGUUCGAUAAAAUCGGUGAAGUUGAAGACGAAACUGAUUUAUUUUUUAAAUCGAUCAGUUUGACGGUGAAGCGUAUGAAUCAAGAUGUAGCGAAUGAGCUAAAAACUAAAAUAUUCUCACUUGUAAUGCAAUAUGAGUCAAUAAAUAGGCAUCGCCAAGAUUUACAAUCGACCUCAUCAUCAGGUGCUUCUUAUUGCUCAACACCAGUACCUGAACCAGAACCAGAUUGA